AUGGAAGAUGUCAUGCAGCAGAUGAUUCAAGGUCGACAGCAGAAAGUGAAGGACAUCAAAGACACAGUACAAUCAGGCAGAAUAAAUGCAGAGAGAGAUAUUAGGGAGAGCUUGGAGGUCUUUACUGCUCUGGUGCGCUCCAUUCAGAGAAGCCAGGCUGAGCUCAUUGAGGUGAUUGGGGAGGAGCAGAAAGCAGCAGAGAGGCAGGCUGAAGGAGAGACACUGAGCUGGAGCAGCUCUCACACACUGAGGACCACCUUCACCUCAUCCAUAGCUUCCCAUCCCUGUGCACUCCUCCUCUCACCAAUAACUGGUCUGAGAUCAGUGGUCAAUGUGUUGUCUACCCCAAACUCUUCCUCUGACAACGGUAAACAAGUGGCCCAYGGCAAAACAGCGCUGAACCUCCCUGACAACCCUGAGAGGUUUUACCCUUGUCUCAGUGUCCUGAGGAAGGAGGGCUUCUCCUCAGUGAGGUGCUACUACAAGGUGCAGGUGAAGGGUAAGACCAAGUGGGACAUAGGAGUGGGGAGAGAGUCUGUCAACAAGAAAGGAGGGAAUAGCCUAAACCCUGAGCGUGGCUACUGGACAAUGGGAGGGGAGCUGCAGARGCRGUCUCUCUCGCCAGUGCUCUGUGCAGUUGUCUGGACCAUGCUCUCCUGUGGCAUCUUGCUGGCUUUCUGCUUCCUGCUCUUCACCCUGCGCUUCAAGAACAACAGGAUAGUGAAGAUGUCCAGUCCUAACCUUAAUGUGCUGACUCUGUGUGGAAGUAUCCUCACCUACAGCAGUGGCUUCCUAUUUGCUUUUGAGGAACGCAUCCACCUACAAGGGGCAGGAGCGAGAGCAAUACUCCAGGCCCGGAUCUGGACGUUGUGUCUUGGCAGCACUCUGGUAUUUGUGCCCAUCCUGGGGAAAACAUGGCGGCUCUACAGAGUAUUCACCCAACGUGUUCCUGACAAGAGAGUGAUCAUCAGAGACGUCCAGUUGAUGGGCUUGGUAUCUCUGUUGAUUCUGGUGGACCUGCUGGUUCUCACCGCCUGGAGUCUAACCGACCCGGUCAAAUGUGCACGGUCCAUUGGGGCUGUGGUCAAGGUGGUGGAGAGGGACAUGUCCUACUCUCUGUCUCAGCUGGACUCYUGUUCCUCUCUCUACUCAGACCUGUGGCAUAUCCUCCUCGCCGUGAUGAAGGGUGGCCUGCUCCUGUAUGGGACCUACCUGGCUGGUCUCACCAGCAACGUCAGCCUCCCUCCGGUCAACCAGUCCCCCACCAUCAUGACCGCGGUCAGCCUGGUCACCCUGUCCACGGCGGUGGCGGUCCCGGUGUCGCGGUUCCUGCAGGCAUGGCCSAACGUGGUCUAUAGUAUGGUGGCUGGAGCUAUCUUCAUCUGUACCCUCGCCACCAACUGUAUGCUAUUUGUACCUCAGUUGACCCAGUGGCGUCGGUUUGAGGAGGAGCACAACAACCCUAGUCAAAUGGCAAAGUACUUCAGCAGCCCCAGUAAGAGUGUCCAGUCUGUCUACAGCCAGGAUGAGAUCUACUAUCUCCUGGGAGAGAACAACUCCAUGAAGAUGCUCCUCAAUGAGAAGAAUGCUGUGAUUGACAGUCUGCAGGAGCAGGUGAACAACGCCAAAGACAAGCUACUGCGCCUCAUGUCCAGUAGCCACCCCCACGAGGACCAGGAAAUUGACUCUUCCACCACCAACCUCCACUCCUCAUCCACCCAGACCAUAGUUGUGCAGUCCGACUGCUCUCCAACUCUGCUGCCACACAGGAACAUAGCAGAACCUCUCCUCUCUUCUCCUCCCUUUUCUUCACCUCCUCUGUCUGCUCCUCCCACUACUUCUGCUGUCUAUACACCUCCUUCUGAUUCUCCCUCUGCUCCUCUCUCUACUCCUCCUCCACCUGCCCUCUCUCCUCCCCCAGGGGAUGGUGUGAGUGUGAAACAGUGGAGUGUAGAAUUUGGUCAAGACAUCCAGGGUGCAGGGGUGGAGACUGAGACAAGGUGGUGUAAGGUUGAGGGGACUGGGUCCCAGCAGCAGUGUGGAGGGGUGAGGUCUAACCUCCUAGUCACCCCUAAGCCCUCUGUCUUCUCCAGGACAGGAGUCAGGACACCAGGGAAGAGGGCAGGGACAAAAACCACACCCUCCUGUCAGUCAACCUAUGUCACUUCCUCUUCCUAUCUCUUUCCUGUGGGAAAGUCGGAACCCUCGCGUUGCCAUGGCCAUCCCGUGUUGCCGUGGGUGACAAGCGUCAGGCCGGCAGGGUUUGUGAGCAGUGAGCAUCUCCAGGAAAUCCUCCGGGAACUGAGUGUGGUCCCUGUCAUGGAAACGACCCUCCGCUCACCCAAUCACAGCAGGGGGAUCAGGAGACCCACUCUGCCCUCCUCGACCGACCCCUCGGUCCGCUCUCCUCUCUCCCUCCAUGCCCCUCGCACCCAUCAUCCCCCUCUCCUCUUCCGCUACCCCAGUAUCUCCCCCUACGUGAUGAGGAAACGCAGACCUCCAUUCCAUCAAMCCAGAGGGGGGCAUCCACCCUGUUACUACCCAGGGUCAGAGACUCCUCGCUGGGGAAGGAGGAGGGAUGCUGGAUCCUUACAACUAGAUAAGCACCCCUCAAAAACACAACCCCAGCUCGMGCCUGUUGGCACAGAGACCAGUCCCCUCCGCCCUGAAGACAGUGAUUCAGAAGAAUGGGAAGAGGCAGGGCAUAGAGUAACAAAUAGGUGUGGGAGGCGUGGCUCGAGGAGGAAGCACCGGCUACCACCCCCUCGAAAAUGCUCCAUCACCCCCUUCUCAGGACACACCCACCCAGGCCCUUCAAACGGGGACGGGGGCGGUGAGGGAGGGCUAGACCGAGACCGUGGCAGGGACUUGUAUGGUUACUGGGACUCAGACUCCAGCAGCUCGGCUGACUACUGCUACUACCACCGACCCUACUGYGAUGCCUGCCUGCCACACGGCUCCUACCCCUCCAGCGACAGCUCCUCCUCAUACUCCUCGGACAGUGAGUACGGCGGCUUCGCCAGCCUCUGCCGCUCCACACACCCUGUGGUCAACUUCAAGGAAGACCUCAAUCCCACCUUCGUAUGAGCCUGUCUGGAGCCUCAUUUGAAUGGGUGCUGCGGAAGAAUCAUUCAAGUCAAAGUGUGUUGUAAUUUACUUUCAAUGGCCAGUUCACGGCAGAACAAUUGAGUUUACGCACUGUUGUAACGCUAUUGAGAAGUAGUAAAUUGAGCAUGAACUGAUGUAAAUGCUUGCCUUGUAGGCCUACCCAUCCAACAUGGCUAUUUAGAAGGCAAAACAUCUGACUUUGCAUUCAUGGUAAUGUUCUUCCUUAUCUACAUGUGGAGUAUCCUUGCAACACAGUACCUCACAACAAUCACCUUAGAAACUCUUUCAUUUGGUUGCAAGUGUUUUAGAAAUGGGACCAAGUUGGGGUGUGUUGUUCAAUGGGUUGAGUUUGCUGUAUGAUGUCUGGGAUCUGCUUUUAAUGCUGACUUUGUCUUUCAUGUAUUGCUCUAACUGCCAAUGUCUCUAGGUUAUGUAAUAGAAAAUGUAAAUUUUUAGCUAAAUAUGAUAUAGUAUUUACAGUAGAUCAUAUAGAUUGUUACAUGUUACAAAAAAGGACUUGAUUUUAUUUAUCUGUUACCACAUACAGUGAACUCCAAAAGUUUUGGGACAGAGACACAUGUUUACUUCUUUUGGCUCUGUACUCCAGCACUUUUAAUUUGAAAUUAUAUAAUGACUAGGAUGUUAAAGUGCCAAAUGUCAGCUUUAAUUUCAGGGGAUUUUCAUCCAUAUCGAGUAAACCAUUUAGAAAUUACAGCACUUUUUGUACAUAGUCCCCAUAUUUUAGGGGA
Salvelinus sp. IW2-2015 is the source of this 3857-nucleotide messenger RNA. Lineage: Eukaryota; Metazoa; Chordata; Actinopteri; Salmoniformes; Salmonidae. The record is from RefSeq and is a predicted model, not a curated record.